Messenger RNA from Rhipicephalus sanguineus (brown dog tick), 3873 nucleotides. Its product is annotated as thioredoxin-related transmembrane protein 1-like. NCBI's taxonomy places the organism in Eukaryota, Metazoa, Arthropoda, Arachnida, Ixodida, Ixodidae. The record is from RefSeq and is a predicted model, not a curated record.
CACGAGAGGCACUCAUUCCAACCGCGCUCGUGGUUCAAAAUGGCGAUCAUGACAGCGCCGUCGGUGUGGCUCGCCGUGGCAGUUCUAGUGUCGAGUGCGCACGUCAGCGUGAUCGGUGAACUUGUCGAGCUUGACGAGAACUCGUGGACCAAGCUUCUCGAAGGAGAAUGGAUGGUUGAAUUUUUUGCGCCCUGGUGCCCGGCCUGCAAGGCGUUGGGACCUGUUUGGAACGACUUCUCGAAGUGGAGCAAAGACUUGGGCGUCAAAGUUGCCCACGUUGACGUCACUACGAAUCCAGGUCUGAGCGGAAGGUUCAUGGUUACUGCGCUCCCGACAAUCUAUCACGUCAAAGACGGCGAGUUCAGGCAGUACCGCGGCACGAGAGACAAGGAGUCCUUCAUCAACUUUAUUGAGGAGAAGAAAUGGCAGAGCAUAGAGCCAGUCUACUGGAAGAGUCCGCAGUCCAUACAGAUGUCUCUGGUGGCGCAGUUCUUCAAGUUGUCCAUGAGUCUGAGGGCCCUGCACACAACGUUGGUUGACUACUACGGCAUCCCGUACUGGGGCUCCUACAUACUCUUUGCCCUGGGAACGAUCGUCAUUGGCGCCGUCCUGGGCCUGUUGAUCGUGUGCAUCAUAGACACAGUGUUCCCGCCGAAGCUACCCUCGUAUAAACCUGCAAAGAAGUCAGAGUCUGACAAUGAAGAAGAAGAGGACGGAAAGCGAGACGAUGACGUGAUCCUGGACGACACGCCCGAACAACCGGGCGACGGGGACGGCACACAGCUCAGGAAGCGCAACCCCGAACCUGAAACGGCGGAGUGAGCCUCGUCGCUCCGAGGUGCGCGGAUGUUUGGACGACGAUCGAAGACCACCGAAUAGUAAUAUGAACUGCCUUGGCGGAAGGUGUGGAGGAGCUUCGGGGGAAAUUCCUGUUUGGCACGACGAGUCUUCCUGUGCAGGCUUUUGUCUCGCAGUUGGGGGGGGGUCCUUGCGAGUUUGGAAGCACCCUGAACACUGGUGGCCAUUUCGCAAACCAAGUUUUUUUUUUUUUUUUAUUGCUUUGUUAUGUUUGCGUGUUCAAACUUGCACCUAUGAAGGAGAAACUGCUUAUGAUGGUCGGGCUUUGUUGGUUAAAGUGGUUAAGUCGCUCUAAAUUUGGCAUGGUUAAAAGGUGGUUGUCGUCAGCCCAGCAUCAUUGAAGCAUCGUUGUGAAGGUGAGGGCGGGCGGGUGCUGGCUCAGACGAUGACACGAAAAACUUUUUUUUUUUACUUGCACCUUCCGUCUUUCUUCGAAACUCUCUCAUUGUGGAAGCCAAAGGAGAAUGUGUGGUCGCUUCACGCUUCUGGUGUGCGUUGUGCUUCGCUAUUUUUUUUUCUUUUAGCUGAGUACUUUAUUUUUACUUCCUGCGCUUUUAAAGAUGGCAGUGUAGCUUAUCCUGUGAUCAAGUUAAUUCAUUCUAAACCAGGAUACCGGGCUCGCAAAAUUUUCAUGGAGGGGCACCAUUGAUGGUUUUCCGAUGGAGAGCACGUGCCGGCCACGUCUAAAAAGGCAUCACUCGUCUACCAUCAAAAGUUUCGAUUCUUAAACAAGACUCUUCGUCGGGCCAACAAAUUUUUAAUGGAGUGUAUCUGUUGCUCCGAAGCUUUUCGGAGCCAGGAGCAAGUCUCUCGUCAUGAUUUGUGAAACUCUUUGAGCAACAAAAGGUACUUUUGAAAAAUUUUCGACAGUCGUCGUGCCUCUUCAAAAUGGUCUGUUAGUCUCGACUGUCAAAACUCAUAAUCUUCGCAUCUUAUGCUUACUUAAAGGAAACUCUGGUUGGUCUCAGGGGAGUGCCUUAAAAAAAAAAAAAAAAACUUUCCUUUCACGUUUUGUGUGUGCGCUUGAAUGCCCGCGUGUUCGGUCUCUUGUGUCUUUCGCUCUCUCGAAGUCUGUCGCUUCGUAGUCAUAAAAAAAUGUGUUGUGUCGUGCUGGAUGAGUGCAUCGUGCCAUGGGCGUACGUCAUCCCGUAUGCAUCUAGCACGUUCACGAUCGGUCUCCUCUGUGUUUAGGAAGGGAAAAAAAAUGGCAGGGGCCAAUUUAAAAAAAAAAAAGAAAUGACAGCCGAGGCCUAUCUUGACCGAAAGUCUGCUUACUGUCAUUGUGGAUGAGUCAAACCAAUUGAAGAGAUGAUAGCCGAGGCCUCUCUCACCAGAAAGUCUGCUUACCUGUCGUUUUGGCGUUGUGGAUGAGUAUGGAAUGUGCAUGCCUGCAACUUGGAUUUGCACUCUAAGCUGUAUUCAUACGAUGAACCAAAUCGCUAUCGAAGCCGGCGGAUUGCGUAUCACGUGACUGUACGUCACCCAUUCUCGCGAUGGUCCUUCAGUCAGUGCGAUGUGACUCGCGAAACGAGGCCCAAAGCACAGUUGGGGAUCUUUGCAGAGAUAUACGGAAAUCCUCCCCCAUUGUGCGAAUUCUGGCUGUGGAGCAAUUCGAAUCCCGUGUUUUGCGCGGCGGAUUCGUCCGUGAUCACGUUCAUCGUGUGAAUAUAGCUUAAUCCACAACGAGUGCGCAGGUGCGAGAGUGGCAGUGCUUGCGUUUUGAUUAUGCCACCCUGAAAGUCUUGUCUUUUUUAUAACUCUUUCGCCUUGCCGGUCCCGAUGUAACGUGAACGCUACGUCAGACGUGCCGUAGUCUUCGCUGAAGCGUGCGGUGUGUCUGACUUGCAUGGUGCUCGUACGUGAUGUCUCCUACAGAUUAUAGUCUGUGAUAGGCCACAAAUUUUGCAGCUGGAAUGCGGGCCUCAGAGAGGCAACGUGUACAGGCUAUCGCAAUUAUAACGGACUAACCUUAAGGGGUACUGACGUGAAAAUUUUCAGCUGUUGUUUUUUUGCGUCAAAUGAAAGGCCAAGCCCUCGAGAGCCUAGAAAAUAUAUACUGAUAAGCGUGAGUGCGCCCUGAAAAAUUAAUUAUGACGUUUUAAAAGCUAGUUUCGAUUCUCACUGUAUCCUGACGUCGCGACAUGGUAUGAGCUUCUCAUCACGUGCACGCGCAAGAUACCAUGACAUUUCCACAGCUGCUCCGCUCCACGACUCCGCUGAUGACACACGAGCGGCCGUCUUGAUUGUUUUGGUACUUGAGGUGAUCACAACUACUCGUACUGGUGCUUGAUGUCACCAGAAUGGACACUGAAGCCAGACUUCACGAUAGUGUCGGUCUCGGUAGGUGCGCCAUGCGAAAAUUCACUUGAAUAUCAAAAUAAAAUAUCUUAUAAUAAUCUACCUAGCUUCACACUUACUCGGAGCUGUCUCUUUUCACGAGAUUUGUACGGCAGAGUAAACUCAGCUUCGAAAAUUGAUAUCAAUGCACCUUUAAGAAUGCAAACCGUUUUGUGCAUAUGAGUCCCACUUUGUGUUGUUAGCCAGGGGCGUAGCUUUCCCGUAUUCCCUGGGAAUGUGGGGUUGUCUCGGAUGGCAAUGUCCUGGGGGAGGGGUGGGGGUGCAAGACGGAGUAGCUGCAUAUUGAGGGAGGUACUCAAGAUAGUUGUGAUCAAAAUAUAAAAUUUCUUUUCGCAAGUGUUCGUUCCAGCAGUAUACUACGUGUCUGGGACGAAUUAGCCAACAAUUGGGAAACGUUAUGGGUCUUUGACGGAAGGCGCAACUGCCGCCUCUGUCGUUGGGAUCCUUCAAGAGAAGCCUCCGCUAUUUCCUGCGUUAGGAAACACAGCGCUUACUGUAGCUGCUUAUUGAGCCAGUGUUGCCAAAACAAACCUUCGAAAUUUGCAUCAUCACAUUGACAUCUGGGUGCUGAGGUUUGAGCCCAGAGUUUCAUAACGACACUUUUACCAUUAUUUUAUCUUCUAUAAAUGAACCUGUGAUUGUGAAAUUAACUACACA